This is a messenger RNA of Penicillium roqueforti, 600 nucleotides long. RefSeq lists its product as uncharacterized. NCBI's taxonomy places the organism in Eukaryota, Fungi, Ascomycota, Eurotiomycetes, Eurotiales, Aspergillaceae. Bases 1 to 600 code for a protein of 199 amino acids. Gene Ontology annotation, cellular component: plasma membrane. Gene Ontology annotation, molecular function: GTP binding; GTPase activity; GDP binding. The record is from RefSeq and is a predicted model, not a curated record. The transcript is spliced from 3 exons. Gene Ontology annotation, biological process: signal transduction.
AUGACGUCGUCACUCCAGUUCUGUUUAGAGCAAUACGCCGAGGGCUCAGAACCAACGCUGGAUGAUUCGUAUCGCACGCGAAUGGUGGUUGAUGACCGGCCUUGUGUCCUCGAGAUUAUCGACACAGCGGGACGAGAUGAACAUGCUGCGCUCCGUGAAGACCACAUUCGCAAUGGGGACGCAUUUAUUAUCGCAUACAGUAUCACCUCGCGGGAAUCCUUCUCUCACGUUCGAGCGUACUACGAUAACAUCAAGGAGGUGAAAAAGGUCUUGGCGGAAAAUACUGUACAGCAGCCGCCUUCUGAACACCCUUGUCGCGUGCCUAUCAUCCUAGUGGGUAUGAAGAAAGAUUUGGAAUUCCAGCGUGAAAUCUCAUUCGAGGAAGGACGGAAAUUUGGAGAAUCCCUAGACUGUUGGUUUUAUGAAACAUCGGCUAAGACUGGCUCAGAUUUGAGAGAUGGCACUGCUGAGAAGGUUGUCGCCUGCGGAGAGGGCGAGCGGCACGGACCGCAGCGACAGUCCACUGCUGAAGGAACCACGGAGCCCCUCGGGGCCACGGCUGCUGAACCGCGACGAAGUUCCCUCGUGGUAUGGCCAUAA